Antechinus flavipes (yellow-footed antechinus) is the source of this 939-nucleotide messenger RNA. Its product is annotated as olfactory receptor 6C2-like. The coding region runs from base 1 to 939 and encodes 312 amino acids. Gene Ontology annotation, cellular component: membrane. Lineage: Eukaryota; Metazoa; Chordata; Mammalia; Dasyuromorphia; Dasyuridae. The record is from RefSeq and is a predicted model, not a curated record. The transcript has a single exon. Gene Ontology annotation, molecular function: olfactory receptor activity; G protein-coupled receptor activity. Gene Ontology annotation, biological process: G protein-coupled receptor signaling pathway.
AUGCGAAACCAUUCAGGGAUAACAUUAUUCAUCCUGCGGGGACUGACAGAUGACCCUCAACUGCAGGUUCUACUUUUUAUCUUUCUGUUUUUCACCUAUUUAUUGAGUAUUAUUGGAAACUUGAUCAUCAUCACUCUCACCUUGGUAGAUCCUCACCUGAAAACACCCAUGUAUUUUUUCCUUCGAAAUUUUUCUUUAUUAGAACUCUCAUUCACAACUGUCUGUAUUCCCAGAUAUCUAUACAGCAUGUCAACUGGAGAUAAUACUGUAACUUAUAAUGCCUGUGCUACUCAACUAUUUUUUGGCAUACUCUUUGGAUCAACAGAACUUUUCCUUUUGUCUGCCAUGUCUUAUGAUCGCUAUGUGGCCAUCUGCAAACCCCUGCAUUACACAACCAUUAUGAAUAGUAAAGUCUGUUACCAGCUCAUCCUGAGCUCUUGGGUAGCUGGAUUGUUGAUCAUCCUCCCACCAUUAUGCAUGGGCCUCAGUUUGGAAUUCUGUGACUCCAAUGUCAUUGAUCAUUUUGGCUGUGAUGCAUCACCAAUUCUGAAGAUCUCAUGUUCUGAUACACAGCUUAUAGAAAAACUAGUUAUAAUCUGUGCUGUUUUGACACUCAUCAUCACCUUAAUCUUAGUGAUUCUAUCCUAUGCCUACAUUAUCAGGACUAUUCUGAGAUUCCCCUCUGCCCAACAAAGGAAAAAGGCCUUUUCCACCUGUUCCUCCCACAUGAUUGUUGUCUCCAUGACUUAUGGUACCUGCAUAUUUAUCUAUAUCAAGCCUCCUGGAAAGAAACAGCUUGAGUUGAAUAAGGCUGUAUCAGUACUUGUGACCUCAGUUGCCCCUGUGAUGAACCCUUUUAUUUACACUCUGAGGAACAAGCAAGUUGUACAAGCCUUUAAAGACUUUGUCAAAAGGCUCAUGCUAGUCACAAAAGUAUAG